GCUCCAGGCAGGGCGGCCCCGCGGGCAGCUCCACCAUGUCGGACAGUGACCCGGGGGACGAGGACGGCGCCACAUCCCCUGACCCCUCGCAGUGCAAGAGGAAGAGAAGGGGCAACCUCCCCAAGGAGUCGGUGAAGAUCCUGCGGGACUGGCUGUACGAACACCGCUUCAACGCCUACCCCUCGGAGCAGGAGAAGCUCAGCCUCUCGGGGCAGACCAGCCUCUCCGUGCUGCAGAUCUGUAACUGGUUCAUCAACGCGCGGCGGCGCCUGCUCCCCGACAUGCUGCGCAAGGACGGCAAGGACCCCAACCAGUUCACCAUCUCCCGCCGCGGGGGCAAGGCCGGGGACGCGGCCGUGCCGCGGGGCGCUGCCGCCAGCCCGGGGCUGCUCGUGGUGCCGCCCGCGGGCGCCUCCAAGGUGCUGUCCAUGUCGGUGUGCCCGCGGGUGCUGUGCCAGCCGGCGCGGGCGCUGGCCGUGGUGAGCGCCCACAGCCCCGAGUGGGAGAAGCCGCCCGGGCCCGAGGCCAGGGCGGGCCCCGGCAGCAGCAGCACCCUGACCCUGCUGGCGCGGGCCGAGGCGGGCAGCCCCACACCCGGACUCUUCAACACGCCGCCCCCCACGCCCCCCGAGCUCUUCGGGGACGACUUCAGCAGCUUCCAGCUGCUGGUGGAGGUGGCCCUGCAGAAGGCGGCCGAGCUGGAGCGGCAGCGGCAGGGGGGGCAGCUGCCCCUGGCUCCGCACGCCGAGCCCCCCGGAGCCCCCAAAUAACCCGGGCCGGGUCCCGCAGGGUGCCCUGUCCGGGGCUCCGACCCUCCGGCCUCUGCCUCGUCCCCACGGCCCGUCCAGGAGCGGCUCCUGCCCCCGGGGGCUCCGGUGACUCUCGGCAGCCGGGGCGGCAGAGGAAGGCCGGUCCCACCCCGCCAUCCUCCCCGGAGAUGCCCCGGCUGCCGAGCGCGGUGCCCGGUGUGUGCCCGAGCCCGGCGCUGGCCGUGCCCUGUCCCUGCCGGGCACUGAGCUCCCCUGGAAAACCUGCUGACCUCCUCCUCUCCUGCCAACAAGGGUCCAGCCAGCGCCGUUUGUCAGGGAGACAGAGAGAACCUGGGUUUUUAAUGCCAGUGUAAGGACUGUGGCUGAAGAGCUUUGUCUCCCAAAUCUCUGAUCCUUUCUCCCUGACACCCUUCCCCCCCGGACCCCCUUUUGUUUUUGGGGGCUUUUCUGUUUCCUGGUGCUGGCCAGGGGGCCUGCCUCGCCCAGGGAAGGGCAAAGGACAGAUGAACUGGAAACAUGGAGUCUGUGGCAUUUUAUAAUGGAAAAAAUAGGACCCUCCUCUUCCUUUUUAGGUUGUUCUGGAUGCUGCCAGUAGAAAUCUCUAUGGUGCUGUUUAGCAAGUUUUUUGUUGAAACAUUUUCCCUUUAAUUGUGAUUUAUUACAUGAUUAUUACUUUUUUUUAAAUUUUUUUUUUUUAAUCUGUAAGCAUUUCCACACCUUCCCCGCGCUCCCCUCGCGUUCAUGCCGAAUGUGUGCACGCUGUGCCCGGAGCCGUGAGCGCAAGCCCGGGCAGAGCUGAGACUGUGAAUUUUGUACCCGAUUUCAUUUCCUUUUUUAUUUUAUUUUAUUUUAUUUUAUUCUUUUUUUUCUUCCAUAAAACCUUUGGAAAGAGGCGUGGUGCGGGCACGGCCACGUGCGUCCUGCAAGUGCUGCAGGCAGGGGCGGGCGGAGGACGGAGAUGUCGCUCCCUGUCCCCUCCCCUCGCAGCGCGGCUGUGCGGUGCUGGGGACCUCUAGUGACAAACUGGGGUCAGCUGGCACGGCCGGGCCUGCGGGGACCGGGGCAGCUCCUGGGCUCCGGGGCAGUUCUUGGGCAGCUCCUGGCCGGGUGUCGCUGCUGUCCCCGGCGCUGUCCCGGGCCCUGGCGGAGCUGGGUUGUUCAGUGACUGUACCCGGCCCGGGCAGCGCUGAUCCCCUCGGUAAUUCCCGAGCCAGAUGAGGUGAUGGAUCAUUGGAGGGGGUAAAGCCGCAGGAUUGGGAGCUCUGCAGGGCAGGGGGAGAGCACCGAGAGGGAGGAAGGGGCUGGAAGGGAAAAGCACUGAUUUGGGGGACUGGUGUGUUCCCACCCAUCAUUUCUUCAGAGGAAGGUGCCAGGGAGGGGCUGCUGUGGGAAGGUUUGCCAAAAGUAUCACCUGGGCAGGUGCCCUGUGCAGUUGUGGGGGUGCCCAUCGUGUGCCUCUCACUCCCACCUCCAUUUCUAUACCCAGCCUUUGUUUUCCCUUUGUCUCCUUCCCAGGGAAAGUCCUCAGUUUUGGGACUCUCACCUUGUCACCCGCUGCAGCUCUGUCCCUUGCCCUGGGGGAGGGAGAGGCUCUUUGGCCUCCUGCUCUUGCCCCAGUCAAACCCCAGUGGUUUCCUUCCCCCAGCUGUGCCUGUGCCAGGGGCUGGUGCUGCUGCCCUGGGAGGGACCAGAGAGUUGGGAGGGCAGGAGUUAUUGGAAUUAAAUUUAUGGAGAAAUAACAAACUACUGUAAAUAUCUUUUUGUUUGUUUUUCUAUUGUCAAAUAAAAGUUUUUUUAGUUUUGGUUGUUAUUUUUAAA
Melospiza melodia melodia is the source of this 2588-nucleotide messenger RNA. RefSeq names its product TGFB induced factor homeobox 2 (gene TGIF2). The record is from RefSeq and is a predicted model, not a curated record. The coding region runs from base 36 to 770 and encodes 244 amino acids. The transcript is spliced from 2 exons. NCBI's taxonomy places the organism in Eukaryota, Metazoa, Chordata, Aves, Passeriformes, Passerellidae. Gene Ontology annotation, molecular function: DNA-binding transcription repressor activity, RNA polymerase II-specific; RNA polymerase II cis-regulatory region sequence-specific DNA binding. Gene Ontology annotation, biological process: negative regulation of transcription by RNA polymerase II.